Messenger RNA from Lachancea thermotolerans CBS 6340, 2136 nucleotides. Its product is annotated as ferric reductase family protein. The record is from RefSeq and is a predicted model, not a curated record. The coding region runs from base 1 to 2136 and encodes 711 amino acids. Gene Ontology annotation, molecular function: ferric-chelate reductase activity. Gene Ontology annotation, biological process: copper ion import; intracellular iron ion homeostasis; iron ion transport. Gene Ontology annotation, cellular component: plasma membrane. The transcript has a single exon. NCBI's taxonomy places the organism in Eukaryota, Fungi, Ascomycota, Saccharomycetes, Saccharomycetales, Saccharomycetaceae.
AUGAAGUUCCUGUUCACGGCUGUGCUGGCGACCGUUAUGACAGCGGUCUCCGCUGAGCUUGGUUACCAAUACGAUGAGGUCGACUACGUGGGUUUCUCGUGCAAGCGUGCGCUUUCAGUGACUGCCAAGUUCUGUAAGGUCGACACAGCUACGUCGUAUGACUGUUAUUGUGAGGAGCCUAAUGCAAUUGCCUCGUUCUUUUCCUGUACGAAUGAGAACCUGAAGAGCAGCAAAAACCGUAAGGCGAUGGAAGAUUUCUUCCAGUUCCGUUGUCCAAACAUUACCGAUUCAGAGAUGAGAUCUGUUACUCAGAACCUCAGCUCCAGCCUGGUCAACACCUCCCUAAUAUCAGGAUUCAACAAAACCAAGCCUGUCACAUAUCCCGUCUACGCUAACAAGACUGCUUACCAGAUUUCCUACGACUCCUACAAGACGAGAUACAGUCAGUUCAGGAUGGGCCAACAUUAUGGUGCGGCACUGGUUGGAUACUGGGGGAUCAUCAUGGUUUGCGGAAUGCUGUCCAAUCUUUUCUGCAAGUUUGCGCCUAACCUGGCUCUCUCGCUCAACAAGAAGUCGUCCCAGCUGGCGCCCGUGCGCUUGUACCGCAAGCACAUUUCUAUCCCUGCCACUUUCCGUUCUAAGCACACCACCAGAAACUUCGUGAAAGGCCUGAUCCCAACUCGUUUGGAGUCGCUAAUUAUUUUUGGCUUCGUUGUCCUGUGUGUUAUAUUCCAUGCUGUGAAUUUCCAUUCUGUUCCAAACAAUAUUCUGUUCACAACUAAGCCGUUAGAGAUCUCGAGGCACGUCGGAGACAGAAGUGCUAUGCUAGCGAACUACUUGAUGACUUUAACCUUUCUGCUUGCGGGCCGCAAUCAGAUAUUUAUUACGCUCACAGGCUGGAAGCAGUCGACGUUCAUGACAUACCACAAGUGGGUUGGACGUAUGCUUUUCUGUAGUGUUCUCGUUCACACUAUUUCGAUGUUCACCUACUCUCUAAUGAGGGACUACUACACCUACUGGGCCGCUGAGGAAUGGUGGAAGUAUGGUGCCGUCGCGGUUGUCGCGGGAGGUAUUAUUGCCAUACAAUCCUUCAGCUGGUUCCGCGAGUGGAACUACGAACUUUUCUUAUAUGUGCACAUAGCCACUGCGAUUGCCUUCCUUGUGGGAGCUUGGAGACACAUCCACUAUUUCCAUUACGCUGAGUGGGCGUACGCCACCGCUGCCGUUUGGUGUUUCGAUAGAUUUGUCAGACUGGUGCGUAUUUUCAUGUUCGGUGUCAAAACUGCCAAGGUCGGCAUUGUCUCUGAAGAAACGUUGGUAAUCACCGUAAACAAAGGAUCCUGGUGGCCAUUUUUCCCAGGGGCCUUUGGUUACCUGCACAUCAUGAAGUUGAACAUUUUCUGGCAGUCUCACCCUUUCACUGUUGUGAAAACCGACAAUAACGAAUUGCGCUUCUUCAUCAAAAUCAAGAGGGGCGCAACCAAAAAGCUGUACAAUCAGUUGCUGAAAGAGCCUAACCAUGAAAGCGAGAUCAAGGUUGCGUUGGAAGGCCCUUACGGUGACAAGAAGCCCGUUGAGGCUUAUGACCAAGUCCUACUGUAUAGUGGUGGUAACGGUAUCCCCGGACCAUUCGCAUAUGCCAAGGAGCUUGGCGAAAUCUCUAAAGAAGCUAAGAGCAAGUUUGUCAAGCUUUACUGGGUUAUUAGACACUGGAACUCGCUGGAUUGGUUUCUGGAUGAGCUCAUGAUCCUCCAGCGGUUCAGCAACGUCCAAACUAUUAUUUACGUUACGAGGGCUGAUGAUGGCAAGGUUGGCGAGAAACUAGCGCACCACUUUGACCAGGGCGAGUCCGAAUCGUCCGAAGGCGAAAAGGGUUCGAAUGUCGUUGCUACCACCAUUUCCGACUACGCUGAGACCAUGCAAAAGGCACUGCCUCAUAUUGAGUUUAGGAAAGGAAGACCCGACAUCGCAGCGCUUGUUGAGCAGGACAUUGAUGAGUGCCACGACCAGAACGCGGCCAUCAUCACUUGUGGUCACAACGAGAUGUGCGACAGAAUCAGACAAACCGUGGCCGUCAAGGUGGGCGACCAUAAAACCAGUAGAAUCGAUUUCUUCGAAGAACUCCAAACUUGGUGA